AUGAAUUUAGGUUUUUAAUCAAAAUCAGAUUCUAUGUCAAUUACUUUGAAAAAAGGUUUACUAUUUGAAAUAAUAUAAAGUGCUUGAUGAGUUUACACAAUUAAAUGAAACAACAAAAGAACAUUAUGCAGUAAUUUUGAUAAAGGUGAUGAUAAAUUUGAUCAAAAAUAGUAAAGGUAAAUUUAUGUACUUAUUAAGAAAUGACAAUGUAAGGUUUAACACAUGAAAUUAAAACAGCAGGAGAAUAUUUGAUUAAUAAUGCAUAAGCUGGACAUGGAAGAUCAGAAUUAGUUUUAAGAUCAACUUAGACUAUAUAUUAGCAUUAUAUUAGUAAAGGUUUACAACACUCAAAAGCUGAUAGCAUGGAGGCAUUGUAAUCAUCACUUAUAGAAAUUUCAUAAGAGCUAAUAGAUAUAAUCAUUCGUUCAAAAGAUAAUAUUAAGACCUAAUGCUUAAAAUUCUUUAAUAAUAGAUUUGUAAAUGAGAAUUUUUAUAUUAGAAAGUUUUGGUUGUUGGAUACUCUAAUGUUGUUAUCUAUUCUUUGAUAGAGGCAUUUAAGGCUGGAAUAGUUAUGCAAAUUUAUAUUCCUGAAUGUAGGCCAAAAUCAGAAGGAAUAGAAACAUAUAGAUAAUUGACAGAAAUUGGAUAUCCUUGUAAAUUAAUAUUUGAUUCUGCUAUUGGAUAAGUUAUGGAAAAUAUAGAUAUGGUCUUAACAGGAGCUGAAGCUGUAGUUGAAAAUGGAGGUAUAAUCAAUAGAGUUGGAACAUAUACAACUGCUAUUUGUGCUAAAUUCUAAAAAAAACCAUUUUAUGUUUUAGCUGAAAGUUUUAAGUUUACACGUUUGUUUCCUUUAUCAUAAAAAGAUUUAAGUGAUUCAAUCAGAUAUAGCUAAGAAGAACCAUAAUUUUCAGAAAAAUUGAAAUUACCUGAAAAUUUGGAUGUAAUUUAAUAAAUAUAUUUAAUUUAGUUUAUCAAUCCUUUAUGUGAUUAUACUCCACCAGAUUUGAUUACAUUAUUAUUUACAGAUUUAGGAGUUUUCACUCCGUCUGCUGUUUCAGAAGAAUUGAUUUAAAUAUUUAACACUUGA
Molecule: messenger RNA, 1087 nt
Organism: Paramecium primaurelia
Lineage: Eukaryota; Ciliophora; Oligohymenophorea; Peniculida; Parameciidae
Source: the annotation of a GenBank genome assembly